Messenger RNA from Durusdinium trenchii, 2981 nucleotides. NCBI's taxonomy places the organism in Eukaryota, Dinophyceae, Suessiales, Symbiodiniaceae. The record is from the annotation of a GenBank genome assembly.
AUAUUUUUGUUGCACUCCUGACUCCUGUCCUGCAUGGUCUAGCAUGGCUCCAACGGAGAGGAGCGAUGAGGCUCUUGAGCAGUGGCUCCCCGUCAUUGAGGGGCUCCAUCUCGGGCAGCUGGUUCAGGUGGAGACCGAGAGCUCCGCUGCGGAGCGCGGUCAGCUGAUCAACUGGCUUCCUGACCAAGGAGUUUUUGAAGUCGCCUUGCUGAGCUCUGGGCGCGUGGUCACGGUGGAUCCCAAGGACUGCCAUACGGUGCUCGAUUGCCAGGGUCCAGCCACCGGCGGCGGUCCGGAGAGCUUCGACCUGGUCAUUGGGCCCCGGACCAAGCGCGACGUGCUGGGCGAGGCGCUGUCCAAUCGCCUUCUAGAACGAGGUUUUUGUGUGCUACGUCUCGUCCAGAGAGAAGAUGAUCGAAGUCAAGUGCACAAGAUGAUGCAGCAGUUCGACUCUGAUGGUAGGCUGUGCCGGCUUGCCACAGAAGUGGAGGAAGGAUACCUGGGGAAGGGUGGGCGCGGCAAAGUGAUGUGGCUGGAUCCCGAAGAUCCCUCGGUGCCCCACAAUUCCGCCCUCCGAAGAAACGAUGCCAACAUCACCAGCCUGGCGGAGAUCCUACAACCCUUUGCGGAGGAUGUGUUGGGCGCUCCAAUCGCAGAGAGGACGCCAGCCUUGGCGUGCAUGUCGAUGACGGAUGCCGAAGAGGCUGUCUAUGAGCAUCCGACGGCCUCGGAUACCAUCAUCGAGGAGUUCUACGGCAACUGGGCCCGCAGCGUGCUGAGAGUGGUACACUUCAUGGGCCCGGGCGAGUGCAAGGUGGAACUGACGGCAAAAGAGGAUGCUCCACUCAGCAAGGUGGAAGAGAGUUACGAGAUCACUGCUGGUCCAAACACGAUCCUCCUGGUCCGACAAGACACCUUCGAUUUUUGGUGCGAUGAACCGGAGGAUGAGAGCGAUGCGUUCUGGCUUCAGGCCUUCCUGCUGCGCGCGGGGCCCUCGUGGACGCUGGGCGACUUGAUCGAUGGCGACCUGAGCCUCCUCGUCAGCCGAGGUGAUGGACCACCGCCUCCAUCGGGCUCUGAGGUGGUGGCGGUGGUGGCCUUGUCCUUGCAAGCGUGCGGGAAGAUGACUGACCACCACAAAGAGUGGGCGGCCUACACCGCCGGCUGCGACGCGCAGCUGGAGAUGCCCAUCACCCGCUUUGAAUACCUACCCUACUACAGCGACGAAGUCGACAUGCCCAUGGGUACCACCUUCGUGAAGCACUUUUCGGUGCAAGACGGUGCGGAACUCUUUGACAACAAAGCCUUCGAAAUCUCCAACAUGGAGGCGGAGUGCAUGGACCCCAUGUUCCGGCAGGUCAUGGAGGUGGGAUACCUGUCCACGCUUCAGAUUGGCCUCACCAAGAAGUUGGCCAACAGCAAGUCGACCCAUGCGUCCGUCUCGGUGGGUUUGGACAAGCAGGAGUGGACGCAGAUGCCAGUGGCCACCAGCGUGGCCACCAACAAUCAGCUGGCGAUCGUGGCAAAUCGCUUCAACUACGUCUUCAACCUGAAAGGUGGAAGCUAUGCCUGCGACACCGCGUGCUCCUCCUCCCUGGUGGCCACGCACCUGGGAAAGGUCAAUCUCUUGGAGCAGAGGUGGGAUCCUUUGGAGUGGCAUUUGGGCAUGGGCACUGGCCUCACCUUAACGGUGGGCUCCUUCAUCCAUGGCUGCGCUGCGCACAUGCUCUCGCCCGGCGGCCGAUGCUUUACCUUCAACGCCACAGCCAACGGCUACAACCGUGGCGAUGGCACGGCGGGUUUCAUCAUCAAGAAUGGCACCUUCGAGAACGAGCGGUUGGCCUACUUCCGUGGGUCUCAGAUCGGCCAGGACGGCCGCAGCGCCAGCAUGUCCGCGCCCAACGGGCCGGCGCAGGAGAAGUGCGUGUGGGGUGCUUUGCGGGAAGCCAAGAUGCGUCCCCCCGAGUCCACGGUGUGGGAGUGCCACGGCACCGGGACCUCCUUGGGCGAUCCCAUCGAAGUGGGAGCCAUCCGAAAGGUCCAGAUUAAGGAGCCUCGAGCUGAGCCCUUGUUGAUAGCCAGUAGCAAGUCCAACUUGGGACACUUGGAGGGCAGUGCUGCUGCCAUCGCCAUGAACAAGUGCAUCCUCAUCGUGAUGCAUGCGAUGGCAUUGCCCACGCAGCACGUGAAAACGCUGAAUCCGCACUUGGACCAUGCGGCCUUCGAUGCGAUCUACACCACGGAGCACACCGUCUACAAAUAUGCCCAAGGCCAUUGCCAGGUGUCGUCCUUCGGUGUGGGCGGCACCAACGGCCACGCCAUCUUCUGGGGCGAGAAGGCCCAACCAGAUGUCGACUUCCGCCGAGUCUUCCUCAAGAAGAUCAUGCGCGCGACGCCACCCAUCGUCACCGAGGGCACCACCGACCCGGCGCUCUGGGAUUACCGGGGGCUGGAUUACAAGGCCAACAUGGGAGACAGCUACAAAGUCUGCUUGGAGAAGGAUCCUUUGACGGGCGAAGAGACUGUGACCUUCGAGAAGGAGCAAGUGAAAGAGGACCCCGCCGAGUUCUAUGGCACCACCGGGAACCACAACGACUGGGACGUGGAUCGCAUGCAGGAGGGCAACGUCGCAGGGCUCUACUAUCAGGACAUCCCUGUGCCGGAGGGCGGCACCUUGGAGUUUCGCAUCCUGGUGGAUGGAGAUCCUGAGAAGAACAUCGGCCCGCAAGACACCACAUCGGAAGCCUUGGCUCCGAUCAUGGGCCCGGAGAAAGAGCUGCGCACGUCUUGGCUCGUGGAAGGCCCGCCCGGCAGCGUCUUCCGUGUGGAGUUCCUCACCUCCACCAAGGACUUGCAUAGCUCAGUGAAGCCCAGAAGUAUCUCUUGGCUCCCGGUGUCCUGACCGGGCGCCGACGGACGAGUUCCGGUUCCUCUCCUGACCGAUCCGCGCGCUCACCCUAGUUUAGGUGAUCACUCUUCCG